This is a messenger RNA of Phytomonas sp. EM1, 1194 nucleotides long. NCBI's taxonomy places the organism in Eukaryota, Euglenozoa, Kinetoplastea, Trypanosomatida, Trypanosomatidae. The record is from the annotation of a GenBank genome assembly.
AUGCAGCGAUUGAGUAGCUUCUUGGACUUCCAGUGUGAUCAGCGGAAGGCGGCGGCCAUAGUGGCUGAGUGCAUUCCCGUGCGAUCCUUGAACCGUUUGAGACUUUCUAUUGAGGAGCGAAAAGUGGCACUCAGUACCAAUCCAAACGCGAAUAGCGCGAGUGUGGAGGUGGAGGCGUUUUAUGAAGGCAUGGAUCUUCAGGAUAGUCAAACCCUAUCUCGGAAUAAGUUUGAGUCGGCGAUAGCCAGUGUAAAUUCUUUAUCGGGCAUAUUUAACGGUAUGCUCAAUGAAUUCGCGGAGCGUUUUAUAAAACAACUCAAGGAUUACCCCAUUAACUAUGUCGUGAUAGCAGGAGGGAUGCACAACAUUCCCAGUGUUGUGCAAAUGGUUCAAAAGGCAAUCAGCCAGUCUAGCUCAGCGUCUGUUUCCGCAUGCUUCGAUCUCUCAUCGCUUCGGUUUCUUAGCGAUUCAGUUGCUGGAAAGGGGUUCGGUACGGAUGAGCUUGCGGCUGUAGGUGCUUGCUUUCACAGCUCCCAAAUUGCACUCCUUGCACAUGAACAAGCUGAAGUCCGGAGCAAGCUCCAUAAAAGAAAUAAGCAGAAUCACAAGCGGAAGGGAUUGAGCACUAUUGCACUUCAGGAGACUGAAGAGUCGCUUUUCCGGAUAUGGUCGUGCUUAUCUAUGGAAAGCGGGAGUGAAGAUGACGACGACGACGACGAACACACCCAUGUGAGGGUUCUAAAACACAACGUCUAUGCGUUUGUUGGAGAAAACGCAGCUUCGCGGCUCGCAGAUCUGACAUCACAGGGCACGGACACUCUGGAGUUGGAAGCUAGUGAGCUGUCCUGUCUUUUCUCUCAGGGCACCCCUCUGCCAUCCAGGGUGGUCAUAAGUCACGAAGCCUCAGCGGGAUCUUUGGUCUUAUACUUGUUUUCUGACGUCUCUGAAGAGUUAAAAUCUGGCGGUGAACACUCCACAACGCUUAGAGUUCGGUCAGUAUAUCCUAAAGGGGUUGUGAUACCACCUCUGGAUAAGCCGAUGUCCCUCGUUUUGACAUUACGGUGCAUCCAUGACGGAGAAGGCGACGAACGGGCCUCCCUGAUGGUGGCCACGACGUGCCAGGGCGUAGAUCAACCCUCCGCUCUGCUUACACCACACAACACAAAUGAAUGUGCUGAUAUAUUACUUUAUUAA